CAAAUCGCGAUCCAUCUCGCUGAUGCUGUCCCGCUCAACAUUCGUCCUUGGCUUCUCCGGUUACCUGCCGAUCUGCCCAUUGUUUUUAGGCAGAAGUUUACCGUCAUUGACCCGAAUCCCCAGUUUUGGAGGAAAAAUCUCCCAGUGGUACAGGAUGUCUAGUAGCUCGCAGGCUAGCAAUGAGCCUUUCACCCCGGGAAUGAUGCUCAAGAGUGAUUCCGGGCGGACUUACAAGAUUGAAAAUAUUCUGGCCGACCGGAAAACCCCCUGCUAUGUGUAUAUCGUGCAAGGUAGGCUAUAUUGAACUGGGAUAUCCUUGGUUGUGUCUUGUUGCUAACCGCAGAGCUGGCGGGGAGUGCUGAGGGAAAAAACUACAUUGUGAAGAAUAUGAUUCCGGGCGAGUUUGAGUACCAGCUGGAUUUGCAGAAGCAACUGUCUUCUUGUCCAAACGUGCGAUCGGUAGUCGAUACUAUCAAAGCGUCCGAGUUGUUCAUCUUCCCAUUUCUGGCUGGGGACUUGCUUCGUUUGAGCCAGAAACCUCUAUCCACAAAGACAAGGAGUAACAUUCUCCGAAGGGCUUUGCAUGGCCUUGCUGAUAUGCAUGAUAGAGAUAUUCUCCAUAAUGGGAAACAUCAAACCAAACAAUAUCCUCGUGGACUAUGAUGAAAGUGCUGAGGGCCAUGUGAGCAUCAAAAACGUUCAGAUCUCGGACCUUGAGGAUACAGUCAUUGUGCCACCUGGGAAGUGGCUGAGAGGUCCCCUCUGUGGCAAUGCGAUCUGGAGAAGUCCUGAAAGCUGGUGCCGAUCCCGCCAGAAUCAGGCCUCAGAUGUCUUCUCUUUUGGAAUUGUGAUGGUCUAUGUUAUGGUCAAUGAGAUGGUCUUUCGCGUCAGUGACAACCAGCUGCAGGCUGAGGACUCAUGGCGCUAUGUGCUCCGCCGACACAUAUCCUACUUUGCAGAUGAAGACAGCUUCAAUGGGUUUCUUCAACAUAUAGGAAAAGAAAACAUCUUCUACGAACGCUUGGUAGCCCUUGCCAGCAGUUUUACUCCAGGGAAUCUCAGACAGCCUUUCCAGACUUGGGAUUAUGUGGACCCAAAUCUUAGGGACCUGGUAGGGAAGAUGACAAACCUGGACCCGACAAGGAGGAUUACCGCGAGAGGGGCCCUUCAGCACCGCUGGUUCAGCCAAGCUAGUUAG
This is a messenger RNA of Coccidioides posadasii C735 delta SOWgp, 1198 nucleotides long. NCBI's taxonomy places the organism in Eukaryota, Fungi, Ascomycota, Eurotiomycetes, Onygenales, Onygenaceae. The record is from RefSeq and is a predicted model, not a curated record.